Pleurotus ostreatus (oyster mushroom) is the source of this 879-nucleotide messenger RNA. RefSeq lists its product as uncharacterized. The record is from RefSeq and is a predicted model, not a curated record. NCBI's taxonomy places the organism in Eukaryota, Fungi, Basidiomycota, Agaricomycetes, Agaricales, Pleurotaceae. The transcript is spliced from 6 exons. The coding region runs from base 1 to 879 and encodes 292 amino acids.
AUGUCGCUGCCUUCCACGCCUCUUCCCAUUCGUUUCGACGUCAUCAGCAAGUCGAUUUCGCGCAACGUAGACGGUACAAGGUGCGGUGCACAGCGUGCGUACGACAUUCCGUCGUUGGGCGGGCGCGACGUCCAAGACUUGGACUCGGGGCGCAGACUGGCGAGCUGGCUGUUCAUUUCGCUGAUCGCAAGUCUCGGCGUCGUGAUGAGGGAGUACAAACAGCAAAGGAGAAGCCUGACUACAACUGCAACACCAUCCACCUCUUCUCCACCUGCAGCCCGCGGAGUCGUUCCCGUCGUCCCAAAACCCACGCAGCAUCGCACCCAGCACCCAACAACGGCCGUUACACUUGGCCUACUGAAGAAUCGAGGAUGGACGGACGGAGGGGAAGGGGCCAAGUCAGGAAGGGAUGGGACGGCCAGGGUUGUCGUAGACGAUGACGGCGACGGCGACGGCGACGACGCAGCGCAGUGCAGGGCUGAAGAAGCAGCAGCCAACCUCCCCUUCCCGUCCCUCUCGCACUCCGUCGCCAACUUUAUCCGGGGCCAACCAGGCCUCGUGGCGCACCUACCCCCUUCCACCAUCGAGAGACGUCGGGAUCGCACACCUUCGCUCGUGGAGUGCCUUGUUGCAGGUAUUCAACGCCAGGUGACGGUCGAGGACGAGGACGACGAAACGGAGAUAUGGAGAGAUUCCGCCGCUGCGCAGGCAACGAGGACAAGCAGAGGGCACACGUCCCAUCCCACCCAACGCGCAUUCUCGCCGCGCUCUACUCUACAAACACCCGUCCCCUUCCCUCCCAUCCCCACUCAGACCCAGCCCUAUUCCGUCCCCAUCCCUCAACACGGCCCUGCCAUCCCGCCAUCCCUUUCACCCUGA